AUGGAAUCCUCAAAUCUGGACAAGCAAUUCGGUCGAACAGCAGACGAUCCACGAUAUCUCGAUUUCCAGAACAGUAAACCUGGUUCCGGACUGAACAAGUUCUCCUCGACUCUGACACGCGAACAUGACUUUCCAGCUGCCCAAGCGAUGCUGUACGCCGCUGGAGUGCCGAACGAGCACGUCCUCAAGAACUAUCCGCAGGUUGGCAUAGCAAGUGUAUGGUGGGAGGGCAAUCCAUGUAACAUGCAUCUCCUCGACAUCGGCAAGGAAGUCAAGCGGGCAAUAGAGGGCCAGGAAAUGCUAGCAUGGCAGUACAACACCAUCGGCGUAAGUGACGGGAUCACAAUGGGUGGAGAUGGUAUGAGGUUCAGUCUGCAGAGUCGAGAGAUCAUAGCAGACAGUAUUGAGACCGUCACAUGCGCCCAAUUCCACGAUGCAUGUAUAACGAUCCCGGGAUGCGAUAAGAAUAUGCCCGGAGCGGUGAUGGGCAUGACCAGGCAUAAUCGGCCAAGUAUUAUGAUCUAUGGCGGCUCGAUAAAUCCUGGUUAUAGUGAUCUCCUGCAGAAAGACAUCAACAUCACCACCGCACUCGAAGCACACGGCGCAUACAUCUACAACAGCUUAGCAAAUCCCAAAGAUCCAUCGCAGACCAAAGACGACAUCCUCAGCGAGUUGGAGAAGAAAGCAUGUCCUGGCCAAGGAGCGUGCGGUGGCAUGUUCACAGCCAACACAAUGGCUACUGCAAUAGAGACGCUCGGUCUCUCACUUCCUGGCUCGGCGUCCACACCUGCGACGUCUCCUGAAAAGAUGCGCGAAUGCAAAAAAGUGGCUGCUGCGAUCAAGAUAUGUAUGGAGCGAGACAUCACACCUCGGAAAUGCUUGACCAAGAAGUCAUUCGAGAAUGCUUUGGUGAUGAUGAUGGCGUUGGGUGGGAGCACGAACGGCGUAUUGCAUCUCCUAGCAAUGGCAGGCACAGCUGAGGUCGAGUUAACGUUGGAUGAUUUCCAAAAGGUUAGCGAUAAGGUCCCUUUCAUUGCAGAUCUGGCACCGAGUGGUAAACAUCUGAUGAAGGACUUGUACGACGUUGGUGGUGUUCCUUCGGUGCAGAAACUUCUGAUAGCAGCCGGUAUGCUAGAUGGCAGCACGAUCACCGUCACCGGCAAGACAUUAGCAGAGAAUGUGGAAUCCUGGCCUUCUCUCAAGCAAGGUCAAGAAGUCAUCAGAAGCCUGGAUAACCCGAUAAAAGCGACUGGGCAUAUCGAGAUCCUGUACGGCAAUCUUGCUCCCAAUGGAGCUGUAGCGAAGAUCACAGGCAAGGAGGGUAUGGUCUUUACAGGCAAAGCUAGAGUGUUCAACAAGGAGCACGAACUAGACGAUGCUUUGAACAAAGGCCAGAUCCCCAAAACUGAGAACCUCGUUCUGAUCGUGCGGUACGAAGGUCCAAAGGGCGGUCCGGGAAUGCCCGAACAGCUUAAAGCCUCUGCCGCAAUUAUGGGCGCUGGGCUCAAGAACGUGGCUUUGAUAACAGAUGGUCGAUACUCAGGCGCCAGUCAUGGCUUCAUCGUCGGCCACAUCACUCCUGAAGCCGCGGUGGGAGGUCCCAUAGCUGUCGUACAGGAUGGCGAUGUGGUUACUAUUGAUGCUAGUAAGCAUCGCAUCGAUAUGGAUGUGAGUGAGGACGAGGUGAAGCGGAGAUUCGAGUCGUGGAAGCCGCCGCGGAUGACUGUCACGAGGGGAACAUUGGCAAAGUAUGCACGAUUAGUGGGCGAUGCUAGUCAUGGUGCUAUGACUGAUCUGUUCUGA
Recurvomyces mirabilis is the source of this 1803-nucleotide messenger RNA. RefSeq lists its product as uncharacterized. Gene Ontology annotation, molecular function: dihydroxy-acid dehydratase activity. Lineage: Eukaryota; Fungi; Ascomycota; Dothideomycetes; Mycosphaerellales; Teratosphaeriaceae. The transcript has a single exon. The coding region runs from base 1 to 1803 and encodes 600 amino acids. Gene Ontology annotation, cellular component: mitochondrion. Gene Ontology annotation, biological process: branched-chain amino acid biosynthetic process. The record is from RefSeq and is a predicted model, not a curated record.